AGUUUUUAUUAUUCUAUAAUUAUAUAAAAUGCCAAAUAAACGAAACACUUAUGAUGAGAAAAAUAAUAGUCGAAAAUUCCGUACUUCUACAAUGUUAAUGAAAGCGGCGCUGAAUAAUGAAAAUGAGCAUUGUGAUGGUCCUGUACUGAAUCCCCAAAUUCUGGACGAAACUAAAGAUGAAAAUACUAUACCACAUUUAGAUGAAAGUAUACUUUCAGCUCUUAGUAACACUUUAAAUAGUAAUAAAGUGUAUGGGGAGGACAUACAUUCUGAAAUCAUAAAGAGAUUUGAGACCAUUUUAACUUGUGGUUUAAAGAAAGAUAUCAAAGAAGAGAUUGUUAAAAGAUAUUUGAUACCGAAAAAUGCUAAACUGUUAGAUGCUCCCAAGUUAAAUGUGGAGCUUCAAAGUCUCCUAACUGACUCAGUAAUAAACAGGGAUACAAAAUUAGAACAGCAGCAGCAGCAGUUGGGUACUACCAUUGCUAUUAUUGGUGAUAUUAUGAACAAUCUGAGAAGAGGUGAUGUUAAUAUAAUGAACACUAUCACCACUCUUAGUGAUGUGAUAAGAUUGUUAAGUGAUUUACAUUGGGAAGAUACAAUCACACGCAGAAAACUCAUUGCUUCUAAUUUGGAUGAAAACAUAGCACAGUCACUUGAAGGUUCAGUUCGGGAUAGUCUCCUGUUUGGAGUGAACUAUAAUAAAAAUGUGUUAACACCUAACAGCACUAAAAAGUCUGGAACAGCAAUCUUAAAACCAUCCAAUAUUAAUAAUAGCCAGAAGAAUAAGAUCCAGCGAAAUCUUCCGAAACAGGUAUCUGGAAACUAUCAGGGCUCUCCUUGUGAUAGUCAUUAUGAAGAAGCAGAUGGAGAGCAGUCAUCAGCAGAGGACCUUGAUGAGACGUGGGUUGCAGUGUCCAGCAGCCAAACUUUACCUCUCCACACAGAAGAUUGUAUGUCAAUAUCAAAGGGACCCACAUCACUUACACAGCAGUCUUACCCUGGGAGUCUGCAUCUUAUCAUUGAAGGAUGUAGGAAGAGGUUAGUACCAGAGGAAGACAUCAAUGUAAUGAUAUCUUCUUUAUCAGAUGACACUAUUAAACAAUACACAGUAGCUCUUACAAAAUGGUGGGUUUAUUGUGAUGGAAAAGAUGUUUUUGAGUUAUCUAUCCCCAAGGUUUUGAAAUUCCUCUCAGAAAAUUUAAAUCAAGGAGCUUCUUAUAAUACUUUAAUUACUUUUCGUUCAGCCCUGUCUGUACUAUUGAAGUCAAAUUUAGACAAUGAUUCCCAAGUUGAACAAUUUUUUAAAGAUAUUGAUCAAGUGGAACCAUCUAUAACAUUGGACCCUUCAGUUAUUUUAAAUUAUAUUUGUAACUGGUUUCCCAAUGAGUACUUAGAUUUAGAUAAGUUAACAAAGAAAUCGGUAACUUUAUUAGCACUAGGAAGUGAACUAAGCAUUCAAACUUUAUCAUUAAUUAGUAUAAGUGACAUAGAGAUUGUUGAAAAUGGGGCUAAAAUUAAAAUAACAAAUUUAUCAAAAACAUCUGCACCAGAAAAUCGUCAGGUUUAUUUGUUCGUUCCAUUUUAUUUGCCUAAACCUGAAAUAUGCCCAGUUUUAACAUUAAAAUGCUAUAUAGAGAAGACUCAAAACUUGAGGAAUUUAAAUACUGAUGAUAAGCUGUUUAUUUCUUAUAUAAAACCUCACAACCAUGUCAGUAUUAAAACAUUAAUUAGGUGGAUAAAACAAGUAAUUAGUGAUGUGGACCCUACUUUUGCACCCAGAGAAAUAUCUCUCACUACUAUGUUUAAGAGUGUAGGUUGGUCUAUAGGGUCGACGGUAUUUACGGAAUAAUAAACGAGUUCAAAACCAUAGAUUUUUUAUUUUCAUUUUGGUUUUUUAUCACAUUAAUCCGUAGGAAAUAUUUAUUAUUAAUUGUAGAAAGCAAACAUAAAUUAUGUUUAUACAAUAAAUAUUGAGUUUUUUGUUAUUACAAUUUCAUAGCAUAGCUGUAUUACAACUCCCAACGUUUAAAUAUAUAAGAUACAUUAUAAGAAAAGGGUCUCAGAACUUCUCUUUAUGUAAGUUUGUUUAAUUUUACAAUUUAGGCAGAGACACUAUGUGACAAUAUUUAGAAUUUCCUGUCCUUUUUUUCUUAUAGUUGGAAGUUGUAGGUACCUAUAUGCCAUUAGAAUUUAAAAGUUGUUCUAAAAGGAAACUACAGUUGUGAAGUUGCCGGAUCUAAAUCUCAUAUUUGUUUUUAUUUUAAUGAAGGCAUUCGUAUUUACCUAAUCAAUUAUUGUGAAAUGAGUAGUGUCUCGGACUAAGUAUUUAGUAAAAUUUCAAGUAGAAUUUCAUUUAAUUAUACAAUUGUAUAACAUUGUGUUUAUAAUACGUCUUAUCAAGCAGCUAUUUAGUGAUUGUAAAACAAGAUGUGCCAUCUUGUUUUAAAUCAGUAAGUAUUUUAUACAUUGACGUGCCCGCGUGUUUACGAAAGCAAUUUAAAUAUAUUUAGGGAGGUAGAUAUUUGUUAUCAUACAUGUAAAUUUAUUUCAUUAAGUUUAUUUACUUCAAAUAUUUAUAGGAUUUACAUAUAAAACCUAUUAAUAAGUAGAAAAUCGUAUAGAUUUUGUUGUAGUCAUUGCUUGUGACUUUAAGAAAACAAAUUUUUAUGUUACUAAUUAUUUAUAAGAGAACGAUAUUCAUACAUUCCGGUUUUGCAAGUAUCUGUUCUAUACGGUUCUAUUUAUUUCGAUUCAUUAAAAUUUAUAAAUAAAUACUAAUUUUAAUUCAAAUACUCAUGCCAUAUUUAGUUAAGUAUUGAUGCUACUGGCUAGUUCGAGCACUGAUUUAUCUUUGAUUUAUUUUAUUGAUAGACAACCCACAAAUAUAUAUUUUUUGCUCCGUGCUCUUUUUGCACAGUGCAAAGAAAAAUAUUUCUUAUAAAAUUCUUGAAAUUACCGAAUAGUAGUAGUAAUCAACAGAAUUUAAACAAAGUAGAUUCAACCGCCAAGCAAUUUACUUUGACAGAAAGCACGAGUAGUAUACGAUAUUGAUAUUACAGAACGUGUGUCAUAAGUUGAUAUUUGCGGUGCUGUUCAUUUUUAUAGGCGACGGUUACACCCUAUCAAGGAAGUCGUCAGUAUGUUAGCCAUGCCAAUUACAGAAAAAAUAUCUAAACAUUAAUACGUAUGUAAUCAAAUAUACAAUAAGUGCAUAUUUGCCUACAAUUAUCUACUCAACAUAUCUAAUUACGCUAUUUGACGAAUAUCUAUUGUUUACCUUAUACCUGUAUAUAUCGUUUACCUUAAGUCCAAGAUUGACAUUCGGAAUUUACAAGCUGGAUGUUGAUUCGAGUAGAAACAAUAUUCACAACUUAGUUUGCAUCCAGAAAAUAGGGUUGAAAGAUACUGAACAAUGCAGAAUGAAGUAAGUUUAAUGAUAUACGUAUGGAGUAAACGCUCUGUGGUAUUUUAGCAGUUUUCACUUAAAACAAAAAUUGUUAUUUUUUCAAAAUCAACUAAUUUAAAUAUUCACAGUUACUAUUAAACGUUUAGUACACGUUAUCUUAAUAUAGAAACACUAAUACUAUUACAUAUGACAGACUGAUCUGUACAGAGCUUGUGAUGUAAGAUGGUAUGGUAUAUAAAAUGUUAACUUUUUAAAAAGAUAUUUGAAAUAAAUAAUGUUAAAACUAUGCAGGGUAUAACAGAGAAGGUAUGACAAUAAAUCAUAGAAGCUCGAAGGUUGAUACAAAUACAUUUUAUACUCUUAAACCGUAUGAUAAUCUAUCUACUUAACAUAUGGUUUAAGAGUAUAAAUAACAUAUAUAUAAGUAGAUUGUUUUAGUGCCAGUAAUACAAAUUAUUUUUUUUUUUCUUGAAGAAAUUACAAAGUUGUCAGUUUGUGGUGUGUGUCAAAUCUAUGGGUGGAUUUCCAAUGAUUUGUACCUUAUCCGUUACAUCUUGUAUACAUAUCUAUCUGUUGUAAUACGAAAAAAGGAACAGUAUACAAUUUGUAUGUUAGUCAUUAAAUAUAUGCAUGUUGAAAUUACAGGUGAAGAGCAAGAAUCAUGGUCACACAAAAUAUAAUCUGUAGAUUACAUAUACAUUUUUAUGUUUGUACAACAAACUCCAGAUGAAAAUCUGUAAAGACCGAGGUCUAAUUCGAAAUGACGAAUUUUAAAAAAGAUCAUAGUAUAUUUAAAUAAUUUUGUAAUUAUCAACGUAUUCUUUUUAAUUUUAAAGUCUAAUAUUGUAACAAUAUGGUUAUAGUGGCUGAAGUACAGCUUUUGAGUUUAAAAUGUGUGUGUAUUUCAAUUAUACAUAGAAGGGCAAAGCAUGUUUACUUCAUAUCCACCUUUAUACUUAGAGAGUAUUAUGUAGUUGAGGUUGUAUGUAAGUCUAGGUACUAACAGACAUCGAUGCUGCCAUUUUAAGUAAUUGAUCACAAAGCAUUAAUGUGAUUUUUGUUUAGUAUUAAAGACUAUGAAAUAUAAA
Achroia grisella is the source of this 4494-nucleotide messenger RNA. RefSeq lists its product as uncharacterized. The coding region runs from base 29 to 1849 and encodes 606 amino acids. The transcript is spliced from 3 exons. NCBI's taxonomy places the organism in Eukaryota, Metazoa, Arthropoda, Insecta, Lepidoptera, Pyralidae. The record is from RefSeq and is a predicted model, not a curated record.